GCAAACUAAACUUGAUGAGAACCGAUGGCUUCGGGGCCGACGUGAUGUUGUUCAAAAGUUCUUCAGUGUCCCAAAAUGAGUUCCGCUUCUACUCUGACCUGGAUUCCGAUGUUCGCUACAUCAGUCGUGAGGUCCAAGGGGCAGCUCUCACCAAUAUCUCUUUAUGCUCGGUCUUGAUCCGGGACAUACACACGUGUUUACAGCCUCCUAUGGUCAGGGCGAAGGACGUCAUCAAGUGAGAAGAUGUUCCACCAAGGAAUACUAUACGCUUACCGGGUCUGUUAGGCAUGCUAAAGAAGAAAGGAGACGGAUGGACCGAGCCCAGAUGACCGACCUAUUCUUGAACAUUUCGACGGCAAAAACCGUGUCGCCCUUAGUUUAUCAUCGGUACCUCACGUACAUCCUUGACAGUCUGCCACGUAUUCUGCGGUUCAACGGACCAAUAGUGCCGAAGGCCGUUUCCAUCUGUUCCAAGGCCUGCAGAGGGCGAGAGCCGAGAUGCAACAUCAUCACCAACGGUGGUAUAAAAUACAACAAAGAAAAAAGGAAGCAUACCUAACAAAACAGAAAGAAGAGAAGAAAAAACGAGAGUGAAAAAGAGGUCCGGGACAGAAAGGCAAACUAAAGAAAACCAAAGGUGAGA
This is a messenger RNA of Radiomyces spectabilis, 643 nucleotides long. RefSeq lists its product as uncharacterized. Bases 164 to 559 code for a protein of 131 amino acids. NCBI's taxonomy places the organism in Eukaryota, Fungi, Mucoromycota, Mucoromycetes, Mucorales, Radiomycetaceae. The transcript has a single exon. The record is from RefSeq and is a predicted model, not a curated record.